Puntigrus tetrazona (Sumatra barb) is the source of this 1054-nucleotide messenger RNA. RefSeq names its product apelin (gene apln). The record is from RefSeq and is a predicted model, not a curated record. The transcript has 3 exons. Gene Ontology annotation, biological process: signal transduction. Bases 314 to 586 code for a protein of 90 amino acids. Gene Ontology annotation, molecular function: apelin receptor binding; hormone activity. NCBI's taxonomy places the organism in Eukaryota, Metazoa, Chordata, Actinopteri, Cypriniformes, Cyprinidae.
GACUCUCUUCACACUCAUUCCACCGGACUUCCAAUUCACAAAAGAGAAACACGCACAUCACGGCAGGAGAACUCUGACAGAAACCUGCCCUCAAUCUCAGCGGCGCUGUCACACGCUUGCACACAGAUAUACAAACACAUUCACAGCCACACACACACACACAGACACACGCGCACACUGAAGAGCAAACAGUCUCUCUCUCUCUUUCUCUCUCGCUCUCGCUCACCCACUCUCCUCUCCCUCCCAUCCACACACGCACACCACUACAGUAUAUCAGCUAGCGACUGGCAGGGAAACGGAGGGGAGAGCAGAAAUGAAUGUGAAGAUCUUGACGCUGGUGAUUGUGCUGGUGGUUUCUCUGCUGUGUUCAGCCAGUGCUGGUCCAAUGGCCUCCACCGAGCAUAGCAAAGAGCUGGAGGAGGUGGGCAGCAUGAGGACUCCUUUGCGGCAGAAUUCCGCUCGAGCCGGCCGGAGCCAAAGACCUUCUGGCUGGAGGAGGAGACGCCCUCGACCCCGCCUCUCCCAUAAGGGGCGAUGCCAUUUUAGAGCAAGGCACAGCUUAGAGUGCCCUCCCCCUUGGUUCUGAUUUCUAUGCUCUUCCUUUGCCUUGGGGGGCCUUGCAACAAGGGGCCUUUGCUAGCCCAGCCUGAAGAGUGAUGUCCAUAGCACCUGCUGGUUCUUCAAGCAACUCUUCUUCUGUCCACAAAAAAAACCAGGACAAGCCACUCACCCUCAGCUCUACGAAGAAUUGUGGGCCGGAAACGGGGGUGGGGGGUAUUGAGCCCGAGCUAUCAGAUUCUGUCUCUCUCUGUCUGUCUCUCUCCUCCUGUGGUUUUCCUCAUUUGCUUUCUAGAGCCCUUUCAUGGCCACACUUUGCAUGAUGUGUGAGCAGUGGGGAGCCUGGUCUAAACAGUUAUAGUCCGAAAGCGUCAGUUUCUUCUCCGAGGUGUGCUAGUCCCAUUCUCUCCAGUGUGAAGGUGACCACAGCGCUUUGUCCCAUUGCUACGUGUUGGCAACUCUUGGCUUAUAAAUGGCGUUUAUGAGGGAAGACAGU